Molecule: messenger RNA, 557 nt
Organism: Aspergillus ibericus CBS 121593
Lineage: Eukaryota; Fungi; Ascomycota; Eurotiomycetes; Eurotiales; Aspergillaceae
Product: F1F0 ATP synthase subunit f
Exons: 5
Coding region: 13-318 (101 amino acids)
Biological process (GO): proton motive force-driven ATP synthesis
Source: RefSeq, a predicted model, not a curated record
AGAUCUUCCAAGAUGAGCUACAUCGCCCGCCGCGGUCUCUCGACCUUGAUCCCUCCCAAGAUCGCUUCCCCCAACGCGAUCGGUGCUGCCAAGGAUGCUGCCCGCAUGGACCGCGUCGUGAACUUCUACGCCAGACUCCCCCGUGGCGCUGCCCCUGAAGUCAAGCCCACUGGUAUCAUCGGCCGUUACCAGGCUCGCUACUUCGGAAAGAACCCCUCUGCUGCUCCCCUCGCCCACGCUAUCGGCACCAUCCUGAUCCUGGGUUACAGCAUGGAGUACUACUUCCACCUCCGUCACCACAAGAACCACCCCCACUAAGCGAUUCGCUUCGUGGAUCUUGGGCGCGGGAGAACCUGUGUAUAUACCACACACUCUACAAUGAAGACGAUGUAGAAGAAUCAAACUUGUACCACCUCACUACCGUGCCCUUCCUCGAAACCCAGGUCGUUUCCUUAUCUAUCUAGAUCCUGCUUAUCGAGUAUGUCUCUCAUGUUUCAGGAUUAUUGCAUAUGUAGUCCUACAAUGCCACGAGUAGUCUGUGGCUGUGCAUAGCACGG